GGUGAAUGAUGGUAUGUUUAAAUGUUAUCUUAUUUCUACUGCAUUCGUACAAAGAACACGCGUCGAUUUAACGUCACACAAAGUCUUUAUGGUGGUUAAUGACAUAACUGUCGUGGUUGUAACCGAGGUAGUAGUCAAAAGUGGAUUCUGAAAUUACAAAUUUAUUGUGAAACGCUUUUUCCCAAGAGGGGACUCACAGUGCUCGCUAUAUAUAGCUCUACGUUACACACCGUUAGCAUUGGUAGCAUUAUAGUUGAUCAUACAUACAAUAUCGAAAAUUCCGACUUGGUGCUGAACACGCCAAUAAUAGCUCAUCAUGGAAAUGAGCAUUGCUGGUUUAGAAAGCAUUUCUGCAUCAAGAGAAUAUUCUGAGACCACACAAAGAGGUCAAUAUGAUAUUAAUGCAACUGAUGAAGAGAAGCAAGACCCAAAGCUGCAGAGGGCAAUUGAGGAAAUGAGGAGGCUUGAUGAACUUCUGUCUGUAUGCAUGUGCAGAGAAAAAGAAGCCAAGCGUCAAAGGAAACAAUGCCAAGCUAAACUCUGGAAAGAGCUAAUGGAGAGUUUACCUGAAGACCACUCGGAAAGGAGGCAUGAGGCCAUGAAUGCAAGGCUGUUUUGGGCUUUGGAAUCACCGAUUGGCCCCCCAGAGAGGAAGGAUUUUGUGUCACUUUUUAAAACUCAGAUAGGUGACAAUGAUCUGGAUAGAAGACUGCAACAAAUGUUAGAGAGUGAAGAGCGAGCGGAGGACUCAAGCGAAGCAUCCGAGUCGGUGUGCGAGGAGUCGGACGAAGCGAGCCACGGUGACGCCUCCAUGGGCAAGAAGAGACCGAAGAACUUUGUCAAGAGAAAUAUUGAGCUUGUCAGGGGCAAAUGCGGCCAAGUGCUGUUGACACAGGCAGAGGAAGAGCGUCUGGCCGAGCUCCUGCGAGACAUAGAUGAAGAGGAAGAGGAGCGUGCCAGAGGCGCAGACAACGAGGAGGACAUGUGGGCUGUGCCGGUGUCGACAAGCCAGGGUUACACCCCAGAAACGUCCGACUUGGAGCGGCUGAUUGCCAUUGACUCCAAACUUCGCCUUUUCCAGCCGGUUGUAGAACUCCUGUCACCGCAAGGCACCUAUACAUUUUUAAAUGAGGACCGUGCCUCGGACAUUGGCCCGAGGCAUGAUGGGGACCCUCAGCCAGGAGAGAAGGUCCUGCAGGAGAUCAAGGAGAGGAGGAUGCAGGAGAUGCAGCUCCUGGAGAUCCAACGGCAGCUGGACCUUCUGGUGCAGGACCAGGAGAUGACAAGCGAACCGGAGAGCCUCAGUGAGGAGCAGUUACUUUGCCUGCUGGAUGGUUGUGAGCUGACAGAAUCAGAGCAAGAAGCUUGACACAGACAUGGACCUCCUCCACGCGAGGCCCAGCUGUCAAGAUGUCCGUCAAACCACGUGCCAUCGUUAACGUCACGCUU
Molecule: messenger RNA, 1449 nt
Organism: Phycodurus eques (leafy seadragon)
Lineage: Eukaryota; Metazoa; Chordata; Actinopteri; Syngnathiformes; Syngnathidae
Gene: fsip1
Product: fibrous sheath interacting protein 1
Exons: 9
Coding region: 317-1369 (350 amino acids)
Source: RefSeq, a predicted model, not a curated record